UACAAAAGCGCAGACGAAAAAGUGUUUUGUGUAAAAAUCGAGUGCAAGCACUAAAUUUUCGACGCUCAGAACGCAACGAACGCUCGUUAGGUAAGCAAAGCCGCUGGCAAAGAGAUCUCCGGAGAGACAGGAUAGGAGAGGACAUGCGACAGACAGCAUGGAUAUACCAGAGACUGUAUCUGUGCGCAAGUUUCGCGAGUUUAGUGCGCGACAAAAGCACGAAUUGUACGAAACGCUGCUGGAGUUGGCCGAAACGCUAGAGGAGCUGCCCAAAAAGUCCUUGCGAAAGACGCUGGAAUUAACACUAGCUGUGCUGCAGUACAAUGGCGAGCAGGCGCAACGACUGCAGGAUGAGAGUGAAAAGUUGAAGCGUAUGAUACAAAAGCUGGAAGAUGACCGUGAUGGGGUAAAACUUAAAAAUAAAGAGCUAAGCGAGGAGUUGAAGCAGCAGCAGCUGCAGCUGAGAUUGGCCACACAGGAAGCGGAGGGCAGCGAUAAGGACUCUUCCGACCCACUCUCCGAGUUGGACAAGCAGGAGCAAUUGCUUCAUAAUAUAGACGCUAAAAAUAAGCACAUCAAGCGUUUGCUGCGCGAGAUUGAGUCCCUGCAAAACCAAAACAUAACGCAAUCCAAGACUAUAGUGCUGCAUGAACAGGAGCUGCAACAGAUAAAAGCCAAUCUUCUGCAGCUAAGUCAGGAUAUAACGAAAGUGGAAAAAGAGCGCCAGUUGCUGCAGCAACGUGAGCAGCAACAAAGUCUUGAAAUUGCGCGUCUUGAGGGUAAUAUUACCUUCCUUGAGGAUGAGCGCGAUAAACAAGAACAGGAAAUGCGUGAGUUUUUGCAAAAAUAUGAAAGCCAAGCCUUGAGCUGGAAGCUCCAGCUGGAACAGAAAGAUAAAGAGCUGUCGCGACUGUCAAAGCAGCCUGAGCACAAGCAAUCGACGGUCUUAAGCUCUUCAAGCAGCGGUCGCAAUCUGCAGGAUGAAGAGCAUACAAAGCUCAGACAUCUCCUCGAGCUGCGGGAAAAGCGCAUUGAAGCUUUGGAAGCUCGCCUUAAGACCAUGGCUGAUGAAAUGAUAAACUCCACCAAGGUUAUGAAUCGACUGCGUACCCAGCGCGAGCACACACAAGAUCCACAAAAGCCCAGCGCUUGCUGUCAGCUUAUUGAAGAGAGACUACGUGUGGCGCAAGAGCGUGCUCAACAGCUUGCCGAUCUCUUGGAUAGCACAGAGCAAGAUAAUGUGAUUAAGUCGAAGCAAGCGCUGCACGCGUUAAAUGCACUCGAAUCUUAUAAGAGAGGCGAAGAUGGCUUGGUGCCUGCGUUGCGUCGCUGUUCAACUUUAGAGCAGAAGCUGGCAGAGCGUGAUAAGCAGCUGCGCUGUUACGUGCAAGAGCUGAAUGCUAUGCAUGAGUUGGGACAAGAGAAUGAGGUGCUGCGUCGUCGACUCAACAUACCUGAUGAUGCGGUAGUACUCUCAAAGCAGGUGAGAGCCAAGCAACGCAAUAAGGAAAAGCAAAUUGAGAGACUGACAUUGAAACUGAGGACUUCCGAAGAGCUAAGACUGCAGUUGAAAUUGGAUAAAAGCGAGUUGAGGCGUAAUCUACUGGAAUUGCAAGGUGCACAGGCUAGUUUGGCCCACAAUCAGCUAGAGACAUCACUGCAGCAGCCAAGCGAAGUGGGUGAAGUGCCAGCAAGCGCCCCGAUAGAGGAUUCACCGCGUCGAGGUCAAGGCGAUGGUGCAGCCACCUCGGAGCUACAAACCAAGUACGAGGAUUUGCUGGCAGAAAAUGAAACGCUUCGAAUAGGAAUGUAUGAGAUACUGGAGAAGCUCAGAGAAUACGAUGCGACUUCGGAGCUUAUAAACAUAGAUUCGGAACUGCUGCGUCGUCUGCUGGAAGUUCUGCCAAAUCAACAGGCCACACCACAGCGACUGCAUGGUGAGCUUUUGGAGCUGAAGGCACGCGAGCAGGCUCUGCGGCAGCUGUUGCAACAAAACGGCAGCGAGUCGGAAACCGGCGAGCUCUCCUCAGUGCAUAGCAUGCGUGAUGUGUCCGAUCUGCAAGAGGAAGUCAUUGCUGUAGACACGGCUACGCGUCCUACAACACCCACCGUAGAGCAGCCACUGCCCGUUAUAGAGGAGACCUCUAGACCAGGCAGUGCCGAGCUGUUGGAACUACAAAGUCUGCGCAAACACUAUGAGGAACUGCGUGUGCAUAUGUCGGCGGAUGGCAAUGAGUUAAUACGUUACAAUCAGCAGCUGCACGAGCAGGUUCUUAGCUUGGAGCGUGAGCUGAAAGCGGAGCGCAGUAGCUAUGCGCAUAUGCGCCAGGAUUAUGAUGUGGCCUUGACGCAACUCAAACAACAGGAGCUGCGUUUUAUAGAGCAAACAGCCAGUUGGGGUAGAGAGCAGGCGCAGCAGAAGGCGGCGCUGGCCGCACAGUCCACGCAGCUGGAGCAACUGCAAGCAGCACAAGUAUUUACCACAGAACAAACCGAGGAGCUGCAGCAGCGGAAUGCGUUGUUAAGUCAGCAUUUAGCAUCAGCGUUGGCACAGCUGCUGGGCGAGUUGAAGCUGCCAGACCUAAGCGCAGACUAUGGCAUUAUAGAUGAGAACUAUCAGCUGGAUUAUGUGCCAGCAGCUGAGUUUGCGCAACAGCGUCUGGAGCUGGCCAACUGGCGCAGUCAACAGGCGGAGCUACAGCGUGAGAACAAACAGUUGGCGCAACUGCUCCAGGUCGCCAAUCAGCAAAUAAGCUCGCAGCAGCAACUGCUCAAUGAGCUAACCGACAAUCAUAUUAACUUGCGUCAUAUGGUGGCUGAUCUGCAAAGCGAUGGUGAUGAUAAACUGCUGCUGGCCAAGAUGCAGCGUGAUUUAGAUCAGGCCAAGUCGGAGUGCCUCCAACUGGAGCAGCGACGCAAGCAGUCGCAACUACAGGUGGAUAGCUUGGAGACCCAGUUGCACAAGGCGAUCUUAGAGGCAGAGCAGCAUACACAGCGGCAUCAACAGCAGUGCAGCAAUUAUGAAACGAAACUUAACUUUUUGCAGCGCGCCCUGCUGCAGCUGAAGGAGAAAUACGCCAAGUUUACGCCGUUAAUCUUUCUAAGCAACUUUGCCUACAGCUAUCAACGCAACCAGCAGCCCAGUUUAGAAUUCGGGAAUCGUUCAGAGCUCAUAGCGGAGCUUCUGCAAUCCGUGCAGCAACAGCUUAAUACGCUUGAGCCGCCAGCUGAGCAGUUGGUUAAGCUUAUAAAGGCGGAGACGCAGUCAAAAUUGCUGGAACACUACUGUGAGCAGCUGGAUGGCAAACAGGCGGCAUUGUUAAAGGAGCUGCAUGAGCUACGCCUGCAACAGGCUACAGAUGCCACUCACUGGCAGACCAUAGAAGCACUUUUUGGCGAACCUAAGAAACAGCCCAAGACUGUAGCUACGCAACAUGUGGAAACCAAUACUGAGGCAAUAGCAGCGCCAGUGGCUGCUAAGAGGCGCAGCACACAACUUGUUGACAAACAAUGCUCACCCAUAGGCUCACCCAGCAAACGCAGCGCCAAGUUACAAAGCAGCGCCACACAAACUGAGAAAAUCUCGUUGCAGCUUUUGGAGACGGGAGUGCAGACUAAUGGGAUGAAGCACCAUCAGGAAGUACAAACGGAACAGGAUGCAAAGUUGGAGCAGCUGAAAGCAACUUUGCAGGCAGCCAAUCUACGCAUUGAGCAGUUGCAGUCAACUGCCAGUCAGUCCAGCAGCGAGUCCGACAGUCAGCAUAGCGGUGUUGUUGAAAAAACCAUUUUAUCCUUUCAUUCCUUGCUGCUUGAGAAGGAUCAGUCCAUACAGAAAUAUCAGGAUUUGCUGCAAUCAGAGCGGGAACAAAGUCAACAAUUGAUUAGCAAACAGUUAUCGGAGAACGAAAGUCUAAAAGCGACAGUAAACAAUCUUAACUUUAAUAUUAAGACCAAAGAUUCGGAGUUGCUGCACCUGAAGAGGAAGUUGGAGCAACAAACCUUGGCGCCUGCAGUUGUCACAGGCUUGCCAGAGAUAACAGAUGAACACAUUGAAGAGCUGUUUGAGUGCACAUCCCAAGAAGAGCCCACGCCCGCGCAUUCAUUGGAGGAUACAGGCGAGCAGGAGAAGCAAGACACGGAAGAACUAAAGGAGCUGCCUACGCUGCACAAACAAAUCAAGGAGCUUAAGGACAAGCUGAGCUUCCAUGAGCAAAACUUAUUAACCAGAGAGGAGGAAAUUGAGCUUUUAAAAGAGAAAUUAAAGUUGUGUCAAGAGCGUGAGGAGCGGGAGAAAAGCAUGGAGCAAGCCAAUCAGCCAGAGGUAGAGCAGCUACGGGUCUUCCUAGAGGAAAAGGAUAAACACAUACGGGACUUAAUGGACACUUUGAAGAACUUCCAUGACGACCAGCAGCGUUAUAUUAACGAUACUUCCAAUUACUCAGCGGAUCAGAUAGCUAAGCUGGCUGCUGAUCUCAAUCGCAGUGAGGCCACCACUAAAAUUUAUCACACACAAAUGGAGGCACUGCGUCGUCAGCUAACAAACCUUACACAGCGUGAGAAGCAGGCACGCGAGCUUAGUCAAUCACUCAGACAGCAGUUGCUAAAGCGUCCUGUGGUGUCCAUCAAAACCGAACUGAACGCACGUGUCAAGCAUGAGCAGCAACAAAAGCGCAUACAACAGCUAGAACUGGAACUGGACGAGUCACGAGCCCAACUGCAACGUCAGCAGACGCUAUUGGAUGCCAAGCGCACGCGCAGCGCUAACGAGGUGGGUCUCUGGGAGAAGCAAAAGCGCUGGCAACAGCAGGCGGAUAAGUUCAAAGCCAAGCUGGAUGAGACAGAGCUUGCGCUGGAGAAGACACGCACUUUAUUGCAAGCGGCACGCACUACUAUUGUCAGGUUAGAGAAGGAUAAGCAACUGCUGGAGUCGAAGGUGGGACGUGGCGUUGGUGUGGCCAGCAAUAGUGUCAGUCAAGGAAGCUUGAAAUGUUGCCGCGCGCCUUCAUGUCCCAACUUGCAACAUGUGGGCGGCAGUAAGUUUACACCCUCACCUUCUGAAAGCCCAGAGACGUAUACGGGUGCCAGCAGUGAGUGCAGCUCGCCGGCACAUCGUCAGUCACAGCCAUCAAACUACUAUGAGCAAGGUCAAACUGAGCUGCUUGAAGCGCUGAAGGCACGCAUUGAACUACAGCAGCGCAAGAUUAUGGCUAUGGAACUUGAGGGACGUGGAAGCAAUGCGUUAACCACCGAGCUAGAAAAGCUGCAGGAGCGUUUGCAGUCGUUAGAGGCACAGAAUAUCCGAUUGGAGGCACGUAAUUUGCAACUGCAGUUGGAUACAGAUUUGCUGCGUCAAGGCGACAGCAGUGAACGUCUGCAAAAACGUAUUAAGCAUCUUGAGGACUACAUACUAGCACUUAAAGAGGAAAUGGCGCGCAACGACUCUAGACGGGAGCUGUGCAAGUGCAGCGGAUUAAAGCUCAACACACAGCAGGGCCAAUCGGCGGAGCAUACCAUACUAUCGCUGCGUAAUCUCGUCGAAAAGUUGCGCACGGAGAACAAGUUUCUUAAAGAUGGCAGGCGUUCAACGGAUUCACGCAGCUCCACAGAUUCGGCGCCGCCGAUAACAGAGCUUUCGCGUUUGCAACUAUCAAAGCAGCGCAGCUCAGGCAGCAAGGACGAUGAGCUUAAAUACAUAAAAGAUCAGCUUGUGAAGAAAACGCAAUUAUUACAAAAGGCCAAGGUUUUGUUGACGCGCGCAGCAGCCAAAGAGAAAGUUUUGCGAGAGCAGAUCGCGGUCUGGAAACGCAAGUGCUCGGAGCUGCAAAAUGUGCCCGUGAUUGAUGAAAUUAGCGAGUAGCCUUAGUUUUAAGUUUAAUGUUGUGCAGUAUUAGUAAAAAAAAAUCAAAAAUAUAAAGGCGCUAAAUGCUACCAUUCAAAAUCUUAGUUUGCACAGCGUUGCCAAUUGUCAAAAAAAAACAUGUGCUACUGACGUCACAAGUGCUCAUAUGUGCUCUUUGCGUUACUUCCGCAUGG
Molecule: messenger RNA, 6033 nt
Organism: Drosophila busckii
Lineage: Eukaryota; Metazoa; Arthropoda; Insecta; Diptera; Drosophilidae
Gene: Cep290
Product: centrosomal protein cep290
Exons: 11
Coding region: 158-5857 (1899 amino acids)
Source: RefSeq, a predicted model, not a curated record